CCGACAUAAAUAUAAAAACAGAUAAAUAAUACAGCAAGGAGCAGAUCAAGCUAGCAGCAGUGCUUUGAGCUAAAUGCUAAAGUUAGCAUGCUACUAUGCUGAUGUUUACAGGUACAAUGUUUACAGGUACAAUGUUUACAGGUACAAUGUUUACAGGUAUAAUGUUUACAGGUACAAUGUUUACAGGUAUAAUGUUUACAGGUACAAUGUUUACAGGUAUAAUGUUUACAGGUAUAAUGUUUACAGGUGUAAUGUUUACAGGUAUAAUGUUUACAGGUGUAAUGUUUACAGGUGUAAUGUUUACAGGUACAAUGUUUACAGGUGUAAUGUUUACAGGUGUAAUGUUUACAGGUACAAUGUUUACAGGUGUAAUGUUUACAGGUGUAAUGUUUACAAUCAGUAGUUAGGUAGGGUCUGUUUACAUUAGC
This is a messenger RNA of Dicentrarchus labrax (European seabass), 428 nucleotides long. RefSeq lists its product as uncharacterized. Bases 74 to 403 code for a protein of 109 amino acids. The record is from RefSeq and is a predicted model, not a curated record. NCBI's taxonomy places the organism in Eukaryota, Metazoa, Chordata, Actinopteri, Moronidae. The transcript is spliced from 7 exons.